Messenger RNA from Mycena indigotica, 4749 nucleotides. Its product is annotated as PH domain-containing protein. Lineage: Eukaryota; Fungi; Basidiomycota; Agaricomycetes; Agaricales; Mycenaceae. Gene Ontology annotation, molecular function: phospholipid binding; tubulin binding. The record is from RefSeq and is a predicted model, not a curated record. The transcript has 6 exons. Gene Ontology annotation, biological process: dynein-driven meiotic oscillatory nuclear movement; maintenance of protein location in cell cortex; establishment of mitochondrion localization. Gene Ontology annotation, cellular component: mitochondrion; cell cortex. The coding region runs from base 1 to 4749 and encodes 1582 amino acids.
AUGGCGUCCACAUCGGAUGGCCUCGACGGCCUUAUUACGACUCCUUUCUCCUCUGCAGCCGACAUGAAGUACCAUUUGCAGACACUCCUCGAUGCGAAAGAGAAGCAACUCCAACAAGCAGGGACGCUUGGCCAGCGUGUCCUGGCACAACAGAUGGAGCUCGAGGAGCGAAUCAGACAGCUCCAAGAACUAGAUGGUGACAAGUUAGACGACGAGCAGAUUGAUGAGGAAGGACGGGAGCGGUAUCGGGAGUUGGCUGAGACGUUGCGAGGCUGGGAUCAAGAGAAUGCUGAGCUCUCGAGUGGCUUUGGGGCUAGGCGGCCUCCCUCACCACCUCCACAACCGUUGGCCCAGUUGGCUGCUGACGCAAGCCGCGCUAACGUCAAGACACCUGGUCCGGCCGCAAGUUCUGCUGCUGCCCAAUCUCGUCGUGCAAAGAAUGCCGCCCAUCGCGCGGACGAUGUCGAGUUUGCCUUCGAGAUUGGUUCGGGCCUUCUUACAGAGGUUCGCCGCUUACAGAGCCUACUGGGUGAGCGGGAUAAGGCGAUUCAAGAUAUGAAAGAGGAGAAGGACGAUCUUGAGAAAACCUUGGAGGGAAUGCGGACAGCGCUGCGGCAACAAGAAGCUAGUGCUGACAAGUACAAGGAGGAAAACUGGAAUCUCGAAGUAACUCUGCAAGAACUCCGGUCGCAGCUCUCUGUCGUAACUUCCGCCGAAGCGGCCUCAGCGCUCAAGGCUGACAGGCUUGCUGCGCAACUGGCAGCUUCCCUUCAGGCAUCGGAAACGGCGAAACAUGAAGCAGAACGGCUUACGGGUGUUCUUGAUGAAAUGAAAGCCAAGCACGAGGCAGAUGUUGCUACUCAUCGCAAAACUGCUGCGGGUCUUGUCCGUGACAAGAGCGACCUCCAAAGCACAGUCGACAAACUCAAGUCGGAGGCAGCUCGUGCGGGUCGUCGUGGGCUGCUUUCCUCACAAUUCGGUUCACCUGUCACGCCGAACGGGGUAAAUGGUGAUUUCCUCACACCUGCAAAUGGGGAUGACGAUCUUUUUGCCACUGGUGGUGCUUCCACUCGCCGGCGCGCUGCAUUUGACGACUACGACAAUGAAGGCGCGCUCGACUCUCCCGAUGCCAGUCCUAUACCUGUCAAGAAUGGCGAAACCGAAGUCGAAUUGCUUAGACAGAAAUUGGCCCAUGCCCAACGCCAGAUAUCGACGCUGAAAAGCACUCUUCAUCGCGAGAAGGAAGGUCGGAGGGGUAGUCCUAUGCCCAGCCCUAUGGCCAGUCGACUUGCUGAUGACUGGAACGACGAACAAGAUGAAGAGGAAGCAGAUGCUACCAUUGCGGAAAAGGACAAGAGCAAUCGACGAUUGACUCCCUUCAAAGUCGGAGGCAGUCGCAACGGCCGUGGCCGCGGCGGAAGGGCAAGAGGUGGAAUGUCUCUUGUUCAACGACUUGGGAUGGCUGCUGCUUCACCAGCCGCGUCGGAAGCCGCGUUUUCUGUUGACUCUGAUGCACCUCCGGUACCCGCAAUGCGCCUCACAGAUGCUGACGAUGAGGAGUCGAUGUUCUUCCAGGGUCACAGUGUCGAUGCUGAUGACCAAGACGAGGAGGAAGAGGUGGAAUUGCCUGAACUGGAUCGCAGGGCAAGUGUGGAUGGCAACGGGAUGGACCCUGCGUUUACAUACGGCACCGAACUUUCACGCACACCAUCAAUUUCCUCCCCUCUCCGCAAUUCAGUGUCACCAGCAUCAAUUCCGCGUGCUAGGCCAAGAAGAGGUCGCGGUCGUGCUUUUGCAAAUGGAACUGGCCGACCAGAUAGCCUCAUCAAGGCGGCUGGUGUUCUUGCUGCUGAAUUGGGCGAGUUUGAAGAACAGGACGAAACGAAGCCCGAUCUUGUCGAAAUUGGCUGCCAGACCGACUUUGAUGAUGUUCCUGUGCGGGAGGUCAUUGUCGAGAAGGAGGUUCCUGUUCCAGUCCCUGUGGAGAAGAUUGUGGAAGUCCCUGUUGAAAAGGUUGUCGAGAAAAUUGUCGAGGUCCCCGUUGAGAAGAUUGUUGAAAAGGUCGUGGAGAAGAGGGUCGAGGUUCCGGUGGAAAAAAUUGUGGAGAAGAUUGUGCAAGUUCCGAUCGAAAAAAUCGUCGAGAAAAGAGUCGAGGUUCCAGUGGAGAAAAUCGUCGAGGUCACAGUGGAAAAAAUCGUCGAAGUCCCGGUCGAGAGGAUCGUCGAAGUCCCUGUGGAGAAAAUCGUCGAGGUUCCGGUUGAGAGAAUUGUCGAAGUUCCAGUCGAGAAAAUCGUGGAAAAGAUUGUUGAGAGGAUUGUGGAGGUUGAGCGGCCGCGGACUGGUGUUGAAGGCACAACACAAACAACACCACAACCUGUGCGAGAGCGUCGAACAACCCUUACUCCUCGCACGGUGGGUCGCCAACCUUCCAGAAAUACUUUCCUCGCCGCGGCUUCUGACGGUGAAGAAACAGAGACCGAGGGUGGCCUUGAGACAGAGACAGAGACUGAAGGCGAAACAGAUAUGGACGACUAUCAUGAUGCGCCUCAAAGUAUCCGUCUUGUUUCUCGCGAAAAUCUCCAUUCACCAACUUCUGCCCGGUCGGCUUCAGCUGCGGAGUUCUCGUCCUCAAGAGAAGAUUUCCACUCGUCGCAUGAAGACUUCCACUCUGUAAUGACGAUGACUGACGGCGGGAGUGAUGCGGAGGAAAGUAUCAAAGCUCCGCAAGGAAUUCGGCCCCGACCUUCAUCCUAUUACGCAAACAGCGCACCCCCGAGGCAGUACUCUGAGCAAGGAACAGACCCCAAAACACCCAUCUUGGAAUCUCCGCCGCCGCCCCCUCCUAUUGUCGUCGAAGAAGCUAUUCAAGCGGACCCACCGCCGAAACCCACAAAGGAAAUGUCAAUUCAAACAGAAGAAUGGGUUCCGCCGCCUCCACCGCCACCGCCGCCGGUAUCGGUACCUUCUUCUCCGACACCAAAUCUCUAUCGCGUUGGCGCCGCCCCAGGGCCAGGGUUCCAGUUUAUUUCGCCAACGCCUUCUGUUACAUCGUCGCCGAUUCCUACGAGGGAACGUGAACCAACUUCCAUGUACAAAGUUCGCGCUGUCCGCAGCUCAAUCGACGACCGUAGGCAGUCGAUUGAUUCUGCCAUUUCAUCGGUCCAUGACGAGCCGCGGUCACGUGUUCCUUCGACAGAUGCGCCCCCGCCUGUUAUCGACAGAUCACGACCACCGACCAUGGCACUACCACCCCCUCCGAGACUUCCACCGCCACCUGGCAGUAUGCCCCCGCCCAACUUUAUCCCUCGUCACGAUAUUCCACCUCCCCGUCCUUCAUCCCCUCCACCGGCAGAACUUAUUCAGCGUGCAACCACGCCCACGUUUGGUUCGGCCCUAAUGCUUCCAGGAAGCGCCGGCAGAAGUAGCUAUGUCCGACAACAUGGAUCGAGUAUGCCGCCAGGUAGCUUACGUCAGCCACCAUCAACAAGCAGUUUCCGUUCCGCAGUGUAUGCCAAUGCACAAAGGAGAGAACAAUCACAAGUCUCCUUGGUGUCUGAACGGAGUGGGCGGUCUUCUAUGUCGUCUGAACACAACCCCUUCUUGUUGACUCGGUCUCAAACUGGCCCCCCCAAUCGGACUGGGUCGACACCCAUGACACCGACCCGCGGUGCAAAUACGACAGCGGAUGCAGAUAAAACUAUCAAUGGGAAUGCUGCUGCUGCGACCGAUCCAACCAUCAUCCAUGCGAUCACUCAAACAAUGAUUGGCGAGUUCCUGUACAAGUACACACGGAAGGCUAUUGGCAAGGGUUAUGGCGAACGACGGCAUAAACGGUUCUUCUGGGUUCAUCCGUAUACCAAAACGCUAUACUGGAGCUCGGCAGACCCAGGAUCGACGAACGUUUCUGAAUCUAGCGCCAAGAGUGCCUACAUCGAGGGUGUUCGGUCUGUACUAGACCCGAAUCCAAUGCCACCUGGUCUGUACCAAUACAGUGUCGUUGUGUCCACGCCACAAAGGGAAAUGAAGAUUACUGCACCAACCAAAGAGAGGCACGAUAUCUGGCUUGACGCCUUAAAAUAUCUUCUUGCUCGACCGAGUGCUCCUGGGGUUUCGACACCCCCAAGCGGUGGUCUACAGGUUCCUCCAAGCCCUAUGUCUGAUUUUACAGAUGACGAGCAACAUGGUGAUCGACGACCAGCUCUCAACACAAGUCCCCAGAGUCAACGCAGUGCCCGAAGUGCCCGUAGAGGGGACACUUGGAAUACCACUCCCCGCGGCCAACGAAGUCGAUCUCAGCUAUCUGUUGGAGGGUCGCUUGGAAAGCGGUCGGGUACACCGGCAAUGGAAUACCUUCGCUGGACUGGAAAUGGACCAGAGAGUCCAUACAGCCCGUCCAAAUCGUUUGUUGAUGUCCCUGGCGCCGGCGACGAAGACGAUCUCGACUUCGAAUUGCACGGUGAUUCGAUGGAAGAUCCCGGGUUUGAGGGCCUCGAGAAUGUCCGUGCGUGCUGUGAUGGGAAGCAUACCGUUGGCCAUCACCACCACCACCACCCACCUGUUGAGCACCUCGAGGGCCAUGACGGGAUGCCUGCCCGGCCUGUGUCCCCGUCCGCCUGGUCGUUCCGGUCACGUGCCGGAAGCACGAAUGAGCGCGAGGGCGGAGGCGGGAUAUUUACCUGGGGCCGGUCGGAGGGCAAGAUGCGCUUUGGCUCGCGGCGGUCGACCAAAACCCAGGCGACGGUUUCAUAG